Molecule: messenger RNA, 1951 nt
Organism: Cryptotermes secundus
Lineage: Eukaryota; Metazoa; Arthropoda; Insecta; Blattodea; Kalotermitidae
Product: spermine oxidase
Exons: 9
Coding region: 689-1873 (394 amino acids)
Molecular function (GO): polyamine oxidase activity
Source: RefSeq, a predicted model, not a curated record
CGUGGAGCAUGGAAUUGAUAACAUCAUGAUUCUGGAAGCAGAGAACCGAACUGGUGGCCGAAUUAACACUGUCCCUUUUGAAUAUAUGAUGGGAAGGAUCCAAGGAAACCAAGAAGAAUUAAAAGUGAAACAUAGAUAUCAACUUCUGGUUGGUGCUGUUGACUUGUUGUACUGAGCCAAAAUUUAAAUACGGUCGAGAGAAAUAGAAAAGUAUCAUUGGGCGCAAAUAAGGACUAUGGUAUAGAAGUAUUCGCAGAGAAAACUAAGUAUUUGUUAAAUCACCAGAAUGCAGGACAAUCAUAACAUAAAAGACACCUAAUAAAUUCUUUAAAAAUUACUGCACUUAAAAUGUUUUGGAACAGUUGCAAAUCAGUAUUUCAUUUAUAAAGAACACUAGAGCAGGUAAAAUUUGGGGAAUGCUUGCAACCAUUCAGUCCAUAAUCUGUUGACUUCCCAUCUGCUGUCUAAAAAUAUGAAGACUAACUUUCAUACAAGUAGUUGUGUAGCAGUAUGAGAUUUCAUUUGUCACAUUAAGGAAAGAACGUAGAUUGAGAGUGUUUGAGAACAGGGUACUGAGGAGAAUGUUUGGGCCUAAAAAGGAGGAAGUAACAAUAGACUGAAAAAAAAUUAGAAAGUUCCUAAUUUGCACUGUUCAGUAUAAGUUAUUGGAAUGAUCAAGUGAGUGUGGAUGCGAUGGCCAGGGAAUAUCACACAUAUGGACAGAUACAAACAAAAACUGGAAGGACAUCCCCUGAGCAACUCAAGUCUUGCCAGAGCCUUCCUAGAUUGGGUCCAUAAGGGUUCAAACAUAGAGGAUGCUGCAGAUUCAUGGUAUGAAACUUCUGGCCAUGGUCAGGUGGAAUAUCAAGUUUGCAAAGGAAAGCAGACUUGGGCAUGGAAAUCUGGGUAUUCAACAGUGCUGGAUUUGUUAAAAAAAAGAAUCCCUGAUCCUUCAAAUGAAUUGCCUGUGGAAAGCAAAACUAAUUUUAAAGCAGAAGUAAACAAAAUCAGGUGGAACAAUUUAUCUGGAGAGAAUAAGAAUAAAGUUGCUGUGGAAUGUUCAGAUGGUUCAGUUCAUGUUGCAGAUCAUGUUAUUCUUACCCUGAGUCUUGGUGUAUUGAAGAAAAGAGGAGAUUUCAUGUUCCAACCAGCACUGCCAGCACAAAAAUUAAAUGCAAUCAAAGGGUUAUGUAUUGGAAACGUUGAUAAAAUUCUUCUGAAGUAUCCAUACAGAUGGUGGCCUGACAAUUUUACUGUUUUCAGUGUUCUAAAAACCAAUGAAACUGCUGCAUGUAUUGGUGAGAAGUGCUGGGUGCAUGAUAUACAUGUGUUUGAGGUUGUAGACAAUCAGCCUCACGUUCUGAGUGCCUGGCUGUCUGGUUCUGCAGCUAGACAUAUGGAACAGUUGCCUGAGGAACAACUAAUGCAGGAAACCAUUGAAUUCAUCAGAGAGUUUAUGGGGAAAGCCUUCAAUGUAACUGUGCCAUCACCUGAAGAAUUACUGAGGUCAUCCUGGUCAUCAAACCCUCAUUUCCAUGGGUCAUACAGCUUCCGGUGCAUGGAGACAGAGAGACUGAAUGUGUCUGCUGCACAACUUGCAGAGCCUGUGAUUAAUAACAACGGAAUUUCUGUUUUGCUGUUUGCUGGGGAAGCCACACACAGUUCCUAUUAUUCAACUGUUCAUGGAGCCAUUGAAUCAGGCUGGAGAGAAGCCAAAAGACUUACAGAGUUUUACAAAAUGGAGAUGCCAUGUUGCAGUGGUGCAUGGUGUUGUCAAGACUGGUGCUUACCGUUACAAGGAUGGGACGCAGUAUGUGGGCGACUGGAACCAACGUGGUCAGAAGCAUGGUAUGGGGCACCUCUCUCUGCCUGAUGGCACACGAUAUGAUGGCGCCUUCCAGAAUGGACUCUGUGCUGGCCUUGGUGUCAUGUGUUUUCCUGAUGGAGCCAA